Messenger RNA from Aspergillus versicolor CBS 583.65, 2160 nucleotides. RefSeq lists its product as uncharacterized. Gene Ontology annotation, molecular function: zinc ion binding; DNA binding; DNA-binding transcription factor activity, RNA polymerase II-specific. The record is from RefSeq and is a predicted model, not a curated record. The transcript has 7 exons. Bases 80 to 2062 code for a protein of 660 amino acids. Gene Ontology annotation, biological process: DNA-templated transcription; regulation of DNA-templated transcription. NCBI's taxonomy places the organism in Eukaryota, Fungi, Ascomycota, Eurotiomycetes, Eurotiales, Aspergillaceae.
CGUCCCCAAACACCCCUCUCCUUAUUUUGUAUACUUCUCAUCCCUCUCCCUGUCUCUGAUAUUCAUCCAUACUAUCUCCAUGGAAGAAAACAACAAUGGCACCGCCAAAAAACCAGCCUGUGACAAUUGCAAAGACAGAAAGACCAAAUGCGAUCGCGGCUCUCCAUGCUCCAGCUGUGUUGCAGCAGAACUGGAAUGCAGACUUACUCGUCGCGCACCGGAGAAGCGUCAGCGCGUCCUUAUCUCCGCUCGCUACGAUGAAGCUAUAGAGAACGUCGACCGCUCACUGCAAGAUGUUUCCCGUUCUUUACAGAAGCUCUUGCACAAUAAUGAAUGGCGUCAGCAGCCCCAAAAUGACUCUCCAGCGCCAUUCGUCAGCAAUCAUCUACUAGAUACUUCUGGGGCAUCAGAAGGCUAUACUGGCGACUCCUCAUUUGAAGCCCACGUUCGGCGGGUAGCUGAUACCAUCAAAACAGCUGCAUUAUCUUUGGAUUUGAGCAUGGCUGAUGCGGACUUUUCUGCAACCCAUGCUACUCAAAUGCUUCACACGCCCGAUAACAAAAAUGCUGCUCCAGGCAGCAGUGCAUAUCCAUCUCUUUCCCAAGUCCUCUACCCCGAACUGGACGGAAGAACACUCCCUCCACUAGAUCCUGUCCUCCGGCUCCUCCGGCUACUGCACACUGAGAAACAGCGGUUCUUCAUAGACGUUCCUGUGGUCAGCGAACAGGAAUUUGAGGAGCUAUGCCAAAGAGUCUAUUUCGCUGUCAACCACUACUCCCUAUCGGCUUGGAUAAUUGUCAACGCCGGCCUGUACUACUUAUUCCUCAGUCUAAGUCCCCAUCAUUUCUCGCAGAUAGCAGUGACUGGGGACGAUGUUCAGGAAAUGUUGCGCUUACUAUCUGCAAACUUGGACGCUGCAAUCCAAUCUAUCCGGCUUUGUCAGGACCCAUCUUUCCAGUGGUGUCAAGCACUGUCCAUUUUGACAAACUACUGUCUGAAAUGCGGCCGAAGCGCAGUUGCUUGGUCAAUGAUCUCUUCAGCAUCGAGGAUGUGCAUAGACCUCGGGUUCCACCAACUCCCUUCUGACAUGGGGAAAGACAUUUCAAGAAAGCGGAGCAUAUUUUGGCACAUAUACGUUAUGAACACGGGUAUGGCGUUUACGCUUGGAAGGACUCCCUCAAUUCCUCAAUACGAUAUCGCCACAACACUGCCAUCACUAUCUCAUGCAACGCCGGGGGUGCCAUUUUUAUACUUCGGUUUCGUCCAAUUUUCAUUAAUUGUCGGCGAAAUGCACAUCCAACUCUUCUCCGCAGCCGCACAACAAUCCUCCCCGCAGGCACGCGCUGACAACGCCCAAUCUUUCGCCGCUAAACUCGCGAAAGUCAACAACGACGUUAAAAGAUCACUCCUGGCUACCCCCGUCGACGCAGUGUUUGAAAACGCAAGCAUCCUUGUCGAUAUCAUCAUGCAUUGCUUUGUUACAAUCGCCUACAGACUCGCUCCAAGCAAUGAACCAAACUCACAUCCUCUCCAAUGCAAUGCUGACUGUAUCAAUGCCGCCAGACAAGCCCUCGCCACAAUAGUCCGCGGAAGCCAGACCCUUGGUCAACGGGAUUUGCUCGGGUGGACCAGGUUUCUAAAUUUCUUGUUUUCCCUAGUCCCCUUCGCCAGCUUUGUGGUACUCGCCGGAAAUACAGUGGCGUCAUCCUCAGCAGAGGACCUGGCUCUUCUCUCCGCUACCAUUACAGCCAUCGAACCGAUAGCCACUAGCUCUUUACCCGGGAAGAAGCUGUACGAUGCAUGCCAGUCUUUCUAUCAGUUUUCACAGUUCGCGGUUGCCAGGCAGGCAGCAUUCGCCAACCAAACGCUAGUGAGUAGUCACGGCCCCGAAACACCUUUCCCGGCAUCGCUAGGUCCUCCUCAACCCAGUGUGCCAUAUGAACAUAUUAUGGCGCCGCAAGAUUGGGACGCUGUCAUGAACGAGCUUGAUCUUGAGAUUGGUGUCGGUGCGAUGGCGUCAUUCGUGGAGCCGUAUAUCCCAUUUGAUGUAUCUCUCCCUUGACUCGGCACAUUUACAAUAGACAUCAUAUAAUAUACUUCGUCUAAACAUAUAUUCGGGUAUCAAAUGCAGCUCUCAAGUCUAUGUACAACGCGAUCCAG